This is a messenger RNA of Gopherus flavomarginatus (Mexican gopher tortoise), 3352 nucleotides long. RefSeq names its product NAD kinase 2, mitochondrial (gene NADK2). NCBI's taxonomy places the organism in Eukaryota, Metazoa, Chordata, Testudines, Testudinidae. The transcript has 12 exons. Gene Ontology annotation, biological process: NADP+ biosynthetic process; NAD+ metabolic process. Bases 177 to 1598 code for a protein of 473 amino acids. Gene Ontology annotation, molecular function: NAD+ kinase activity. The record is from RefSeq and is a predicted model, not a curated record. Gene Ontology annotation, cellular component: mitochondrion.
CGGCAGGCUGGCUCGAACGCAUCAUGUGUGUUUAGCGCUUGGGAGGCGGCGGGCUCUGGUUUGCCGGCUCUGUCUCCGCCCCAUCGAAGAGCAGCGCGCUUGGAGCGGCCAGGGGUGGGGUGUUCCCGCCGCUCGCUCCCGGCCAUUACGGCCCCGGGGGUAGCGGAGCCCGGGAUAUGACCUGCUACCCGGGCUUCCUAUGCGGCUGCCGCUGCGCAGCCAGCCGGGCGGCCGCCCUGCACUCCCUGCUGAAAUACCAAGCAGCGGCUGCGGCUUCGUCUCUCCUGGCCGGGCUGCUGGUGCCCGGCGGGCUCCAGCGGCGCCUCAUUACGUGCAGCCGGCUGAGCCCGGCCGAGUCGUUACUCCCUCCCCUCGCCGCCGGGUUCGCACCGCAGCGACUCCUCCAGCAAGAGAGCUCAGGGUCGCCUGGACCCGGACCCUCCGCGCUGGGCCAGCACAGCUCUUCUGGGUUCGCCCUGUCGCGUCUGGAUCAGCGGCGGGGGAGGAGCGCGGGUAGCGCGGGGCUCCCCUGUGGCGGUGGGUUCCGCCCCACUCGGGUCGUGGUGGUGGCCAAGACCACCAGAUACGAGUUCGAACAGCAGCGCUACCGCUACUCGGGGCUCUCGGAGGAAGAUCUCAAACAGCUGCUUGCAUUGAAGGGAUCUAACUAUGGUGGACUACUGGAGCGACAUUAUAUUCAUACAAAAAAUGUGGAGCAUGUUGUAGACAGUUUACGGAAUGAGCAGAUCGAGGUCCGUCUUGUUAAACGCCGAGAAUAUGAUGAAGACACAGUUCGAUGGGCAGAUGCUGUUAUAUCAGCAGGAGGUGAUGGCACAAUGUUGCUGGCAGCUAGUAAAGUCUUUGACAGAUUUAAACCAGUUAUUGGAGUAAAUACUGAUCCAGAAAGAUCUGAGGGCCAUUUGUGUUUGCCUGUACGAUAUACACACUCCUUUCCAGAAGCAUUACAGAAGUUUUAUCGUGGUGAGUUCAGGUGGCAGUGGCGGCAGCGAAUCCGGAUAUAUCUUGAAGGAACUGGUAUUAACCCUACCCCUGUAGAUUUGCAUGAACAGCAGUUAAGCCAGGAGCAGCACAGCAGGGCCCACGUUAAUGGAAGAUUCCAUGAUCAAAGAUCUGAAGUUUCUGGACCACAUCUUUUGCCAGUGAGAGCACUAAAUGAAGUCUUCAUUGGAGAGUCUCUCUCAUCCAGGGUGAACUAUAAGUCCUGCAAACCCAGUUUUAAAUUCUCGCUUCAUAGGGCCUCCUACUAUGAGGUAUCAGUUGAUGAUGGUCCAUGGGAAAAGCAGAAGAGUUCAGGGCUCAAUGUAUGCACUGGAACAGGAUCAAAAGCCUGGUCCUAUAAUAUUAACAAGGUGGCAACCCAGGCAGUUGAAGAGAUCCUUAAGAUUGCUAAAAAGCAUGAGAGCUUGAAUCUUCCUUUGAGCAGGGAACUAAUACAGAAAGUAACAAAUGAAUAUAAUGACUCGCUGCUGUAUAGUCCAGAAGAACCAAAGAUGUUUUUCAGUAUUCGAGAGCCUAUUGCAAACCGGGUUUUUUCAAGUAGUCUGCAGCGUGGAUUCUUUUCAAAGUCAAAGAAAUGAGUCACCCUCUCAUCCUACGGAUUCCUCAAGAACAGAGUUAAAAACAUUGGGGAGGCAAAGAAAUGUACACAAUGUAUCAACCCUGCAUAGGGUAACAGGGACUGACCAAGCACUGUGGGCCCAGGAGAUCAUGCCCCAUACUUCUGUGCAUGGUCCAGGUGGAGGGAACAGAUAAAAUGAGGCAGCUCAGCUCAGUCGGUGUUGGUGGAAGAAGAGGAAGGAUGUGUGCUGCAGGCGCCUGCAGAGGAACCAUUGACUUUCCACGGGUCUGGACUAUGCUGUGGAUGACCAGCUGACUGCAGAGACACUGAGCUGCUGCCAGCUGAGGAGGUGCCCGAGAUGGUAGGAAGAGACCCAGGGAAUCUGUUAGGAGCUCUGAACUCUGUACAGAGAGUUUACCAGCUUCACAGGGCCCUCAAUCGGAACCUGGUGAAGUAGGGUAGGCCUGGGUCCUCCUGCCCGACACUUGCCACUAGGUGUGGCUACCAGGGUCUCCCAAUAUAAACUGAUUGUUUGCUCUGCCCUACCCAAAGGAUCACUGUCCCAACUGCUUGUGUGUUUGCCUCAGCCAGGAAACCCAGGCGCUACAGAUUGCUUGUUUGCUCUGCCCCAACAGGGGUCCUGGACCCCUUGAUCGUGAUCGUUUGGCAAAACAAGGAAUCUCGACAACCGUGUAACUGGGUGUGUCAACCCCACACUGGGCAAAUGGGCAGCUCCCACCAACACACCAAGCCCCUGUGACAUGUUGUGGCACCAGUCCCGUUACUUACUAUCAAAAUAUAGCACCAUCUAAAGCAGCGUUUCCUCAACCUGUGGAUUGGGACCCAAAUUGGGUCACCAGAAUGUUUCAAAGAGUCCCAUGGCAGCUCCUGUCCCCUGGGGCUGGCCAGGCUUGCCACCCUGCUCCAGGUACUGCAACUUCUGGGGUCCCAGUGCCACUAAGGUUUGGCCCAGUCGUCAUGACGGGAGUCGGAGCAGGCCAAAUCUGAGUGAGUAGCACUCAAACCCCAUGAGCCAGGUCACAACUCUACUCUCACAAAUUUGGUCUAGUCAGGGAGGCGUGGCCAAACCUGAGCGGCGCUGCAACUCUGGGAGGUUGCAAUGCCUAGAGUGCAGAGCCAAGCCCAGCCAGACCCAUAGCACAGCAGCUGUAGGAGCUGCCAAUAUGGGGUGAGUGCCAGGCAGAACCUAGCUCCCUCCCUGCCCCAGGUGGAGGAUCCGACGGAAGCCACCCCUGGGGCCUUCACCCCCAGACUAUCUACUGUGUCAUGACAGGCCAUAAACAUUUACAAAUGGGUCCUGAGCCCAAAAAGGUUGAGAACCACUGGCCUCUAGAGGUCCCAACCAAGAUCAGGUCCUCAUUCUGCUAAGCAGUGCAGAUAUAUGCAGCAAACAGUCACGGUCCUAAACGGGGACAAUCUACAAGACAAAGAAAAUAUUCCCAUUUUACAGAUUGCAAAUUCUGGCAUAGAGAUUAAGGUUUUGUUUACACAACUUGCACUGGUAUAACUGAGGAGGUAUGUUUAAACCCACAGUACAUUUUAAGUUUGCCUUUGCAUUAAGUAGUUUCUCCAACAUUACACAAGAACUCUGGAUUCAUUUUCUGCCACAGAUCUCUCAAGUCCCAGUUCAGUGCCUUAACCACUGACCAUCCUUCUUCACAUUGGCAGAUCACAGAACGUUAGUCUCCACAAGUUGUCAAGUUUUUAUAAUGGUACUGCAUCAGCAUUAAAACGUCUGUGUGUUUGAAGGAU